UUUAGCACCUUGGAUAGCUCCUUCAAGGUUCUGGGCUGGUUCUGACAUCGCAAUCCUAGACAGGUGUACACAGAAGUAAGGCCCAUUGAGCUCAAUGAGGCAUACGCCUAGAUAAGCGGCUCUAUAAGAUAGCGGACUCAGAGUAUAUAUAUAAAAAAUCAGAGGCGAGAUGGUCCUAAAUUGUGCAAAAAAGUAGAAGACGUGCGUGACUCUACCCUUUCUAUGUUUAUGGUGUGCCUCCAGGCGCAUGCGCACUGUGUCUGAGAUGCCCCCAGCUCCGCACCGAGUUACCCGUGAGGACCGCGAAGUUAGCUGAGAGCGCUGGAGGCGGAGAAGGCGCCCAAGGUGUAUUUUCCCCGCUAGCCUCGAGGGCUGAACGGCUGGUGGUGGUGGUGGCGGCGGCGGCGGCGGCGGCGGCAGGGGAACUCUUGCUGUACUUUGUCUUAGACUUUAAAGAGGAAUGUCAUGCUAUCUCCAUGCAGAAGACAUUCCAGUUAGAGGGUCUGUAUAUGUUCGGGAACAUGGUCAGCUAUAUAAGGUAAAUCAAGCUUCAGGAGGAGUAAACCACAGUGCUUCAAAUCCAAGGCCUUCAAGACUCUUCUCCAAAGGAUUCUCUGUUGAGCUCUGUGUGAACAGGGAAAAUGACAAUGGAAGGACAGAGCACUUCAUUUUCACUUACACGAAGGAGGGGAAUCUCCGUUAUUCUGCUAAAACUCUCUUCAGCCUUGCCCUGAGUUACAUUGCUGACAACAUUAACCAUGUUGAUUCAAUGAUUGGCUUUCCAGAGCAGAUAGCAGAAAAGCUUUUCUAUGCGGCAGAUGCUAGGCAGAAAUUUACAGAACCAAGAACAGGACUCUGCGCAUUGCAAAAGUUUACCAAUGUUUAUGGAAGUUUAGUGCUUCAGACGCUAUGCUUGAAAAACAGUUAUCUGGUUGUUUCUGAAAAACUUGAAGAAAUUAAAUCCUUCCGGGAUCUAAUAUGCUUGGAUUUGUCCUGUUGUAAACUUGGAGAUGAGCAUGAACUGCUAGAACAUGUCACCAAUGAAACACUAUCUAGUCUGACUCGGCUUCUCCUGAAAGAUAACUGCUUAUCGGAUACUGGUGUUCGCAAAAUGACAGCACCUGUUCGAGUUAUGAAAAGGGGCCUUGAAAAUCUCUCACUAUUAGAUUUGUCUUGUAAUCCAGGAAUCACCAAUAGAGGACUUAAAUACCUGAGUUCUUUCAAAAAGUUGAACUAUUUGGAUCUCUCUGGGACUGGCCUCAAGGACACGAAGGCAGCCAUUUUUUGGAUCCAGACACAAAUUGGCCUAGUUUGUUCAGAGGUGCCAUUGAAAGAAUUUGAUCACAACAGCUGUAAAACAGAGGGAUGGGCAGAGCAGACCAUCUUGCAGUGGGAGCACACAAUCCUAGAAGCAAUUAAGCCCAAAGAAAAUUUGAAAACUAGAACAGCAGUUCAACGUUUCUAUGGAAAAAGACCCAGGGCAGAAGAACCUCUUGAAUCCUGCACAGGAGCAAAGGAAAGAAAGACUUCUGAGAACUUGCAGUUCUACAAAGGAAAAGUAGAAAUGUCAACUUUUCCUUUACUAAAAGGGAAGACUGAGAUGGGUGAAGAAUUACAGAAUGAAAGGAAGGAUGCAGUUGAGCAGAAAGAACAGAGCUUUAAAUCAAAGCAUUUGAGUUUCUCAAUGUCAGACUGGGACCUGCUAAAUUCUUAUUGAAUCCAGAUGGUAAAACUACUGUGAAUUGAUUUUUAAAAAAGUAACAUGGCACUGUUUCUACCUCUGAUGAAAAGGGGUAGUGGUCUCAAAAAAGCAAUGACUCAUUCCAUUUCUGUAUUUAACAUAGCAUUCUUUCUGUCAACAAAUGAUUACGUUUCAAGUAAUGAAUAAUAUGAGAAAGAUAAAUACCCUGUACGGUUUCAUUUUCAAAGGGCUGAUUCACACAACUGUACAUUGUGUUAGGAUUUACAGCUGACCCAGGAGAAGGGUUUCUGUUGAGAAACUAUUCUUGAGGUGCUAUUAGACCCUUUGUGGCGGUUGAUUUCUGUUGGCUAUUUUUACACAUGCAAGUCAUCAUUGAGUGUUGUACUCAUCUUAUUCUCUAUGCUGUAACUAAAGAAACAGGGUGAGAUUUAACCAUAAAGAAUUGGAUUUAGCAGAAUCAACAUAAGAAUUGAGAAAUCGGGUUUGUUAAACUUGAUGCUGGAAAUUAUGCUUUUAAAACCUUCACAAUAUAGUUUAAGUAUUUUUUU
Messenger RNA from Elgaria multicarinata webbii, 2250 nucleotides. It is a transcript of the gene LRRC42, whose product is annotated as leucine rich repeat containing 42. The transcript has 8 exons. The record is from RefSeq and is a predicted model, not a curated record. Bases 461 to 1717 code for a protein of 418 amino acids. Gene Ontology annotation, molecular function: protein binding. Lineage: Eukaryota; Metazoa; Chordata; Lepidosauria; Squamata; Anguidae.